AUGAAUAAAGCUUUAUUUAUAAAAGUUUUUAAUAAUAUCAUUUUAAGAAAAAUAAUAUUUAAUCAUAUUAGUUUCAUUCAUGUUAAUAUUUUAAAACAAAAAGAUAGAUAUAAAUGGAUAGAUUUGAUUAAAACACCAUCUGUGAUGGUUGGUAAUAACUACAUUCAGAUGUUUCAUGACUAUAGAAGCAGGCAUUGGAGAUGGAAAUGGAACGUAUUGAAAAGUGACAAUGAUGAAGAAGAGACAAAUCUCUUUUCACGUGCGAUGGAAGUAGCAAUCAUAGUAAACAACCGUGAAAUCUAUAACAUUUUCGUGAAUAACAAGAAAUUCAAUACCUAUCAAUUUGAUAGAUUCAUGGAGGCCGCAGUAAAGAAAGGUCGAGUUGAAAUGUUCAAACAACUUGAUAUUCGUUUAUUAAAUACACAUUCCCAGGAGGAAUGUAGACAACGCUAUAAAAAUCUUUUUUUUAUAUCACCAGAGAGCCGCAACAUUGAGAUGAUUCAUCUUCUUCUCAGAAAGGUUGAGGAGCACGUUACCGAAUUGCCUAAACUACGAAUCAUUAUGAGAGAUGCAUCUUGUUUGGCUGCUAGAUAUGGUGAUAUCGAAAUAAUCAAAUUGCUGGUGAGCAAAGGCAAUUUCGAGCAAGAUAAAACCAUUUUGUAUUAUAUAUUUCUUAAUACUCUUAUAUAUGGUAAUUUACAUUGUGCUAAAUGGAUGUAUCCGAAUAUUUACAGUGACUCUAGAAACACAGUGAAAAGUUUACUCAUCGACCCUGUUGCAGAGAAUGGUCACUAUGAAUGUAUUAAGUUUCUACAUUUUCAUGAAAUAAGCGAUUGUUCUGUUCGUGCCAUGAACAAGGCAGCCGCUAAUGGUCAUUUACAAGUGGUACAAUUUUUGCAUGAGAAUAGAAGUGAAGGUUGUACCACAGAGGCAAUGGACAAGGCUGCAUAUUAUAAUCAUUUCGACCUUGUCAAGUUUUUGCAUUACAAUCGCACUGAAGGAUGUACAUCUGCUGCGAUGACGCAUGCUGCACGUCAUAGUUUGGAGAUGGUGAAAUGGUUCCAUGAAAAUCGAACUGAAGGUUGCACCUCUGAAGCUCUUCACAAUGCUGCAACCAACAAUCAACUCGAAAUCGUAGAAUGGUUACACUUGAAUAGAACAGAGCGCUCACCUGAUACACUUCGACAACUCAUUUUCGAUAGGUUCAACAUUAAACCAGAAAUACAUAUCAGAAUAAUCAGGUAUCUCUUUGAAAACAAACUAUUCGAACGAUUAACCGGUACAUAUAGCCAUGUUUUAAAUAUAUUCAAAGGUGCUAUCAGUAGAAACAGUGACAGUGGUCUUCUUCAAUUCCUCUUGGAGCAUCAAUCAGAACUGUUCUAUACCAAAUCAAUGGAUAUCGAUGAAUUGAUUGAAUACUCAAAAGAAAAAAACUAUCGAGUUUCAACAAAAAUCUUAAAGCAAUUUAAAAAAUAA
Messenger RNA from Heterostelium album PN500, 1476 nucleotides. RefSeq lists its product as uncharacterized. The transcript has a single exon. Lineage: Eukaryota; Evosea; Eumycetozoa; Acytosteliales; Acytosteliaceae. The record is from RefSeq and is a predicted model, not a curated record. Bases 1 to 1476 code for a protein of 491 amino acids. Gene Ontology annotation, molecular function: protein binding.